AUGACUGUUGGGAAAAAUCAUGACAUCAAGGGUGGAACAUCAUCUGAUUUGGAGAAACUAGGUCCUCAUGAUCAUGGAAAUGACCAAGAAACUGUUGAUAAAGCAAAGCUUAUUAUUAAAGUUAUAAUUUGGGAUAUUUUUGGUACCAACAACUUUUACCAACAAUUUGAUACUGACAAGGAUUCAAGUUUAAUGUGUUUAAUGUAUGCAAAUGAUAAAAAUCUUUUUGCUACUAGUUUUGGUAGAAUUUAUUCUUUAGAUAAAAAUGGUAAUUUGCUUCCCUUGUUGGAUCAUCCUGACAUAUCUCACCUCUUGAAAGGUAAUGAAAUAUUACAAACUUGUUUUGACAAUUUGUCACAACUUCAAAUCAACAACAGUAAUGACAAUGAAGAUUAUCAUAUGAUUUACAAUUUGGAUAAAAGUUUUAGCAAUAUAAAAGAUAAUAAAGGCAUUUUAAUAGUUAACAAUAUAGAACCUUGGGAUAACAUGAAAGAGUACAAGAAAAUUUCUGUAUUUCUAAAUGAUGAGAGAACAACCCAACUUAUCAUUGGAAAAACAACAAUUCAGGUUUGGCAAAUAAAAAAUACAAAAGUAAAGGAGACAAAAAAAAGAGUAUUGAAAUAUAUUUGGUCAUCACUUGGAUAUAAUGGAUUUGACAUGGAAUCAAUUUCAAUUGACAAAAAUAAAUUUUCUUUGAAAAUCUUGUUGCACUCACUCAACUUACCAAACAGUACUAGUCAGCAUCUUAUUUAUUACCCAAAUAAUCCAAACACAAUAAAAGAUGUUUGCGAAGCACUUGAAUUUCUUCAUAUUCAUAAAAAUCUAUGUGUUGGUCCAAAGAAUUACCAAAGGUUUAAAGAUGUAUUCUAUAAUACUGAAAAACUUGCUUAUAGAUGUUUCAAAAAAUCACCAAGUUUAUGGAGGUUGAAUGAUAUUCGUCAUGAUAUUAUGGCUAAUUUGAUCAGAAGUCAUAAUAAUUCUUUGAUCAAGAAAAUCUUAUUUAAAGAUAAUGAAUUUGGUGAUAGUAACCAAGCCUUAAAAAAUGAUAAACAUUAUUUGCAUACACCACGUUUAUAUGGAUGGCAAAAACAGAGAAAAACCACUGAUUUGGAAUUAGCAAUUAAUGAUUCUAAAGUCUUAAACAAUACAAAUUUAAUAACUAAUUAA
Entrophospora sp. SA101 is the source of this 1167-nucleotide messenger RNA. The record is from the annotation of a GenBank genome assembly. Lineage: Eukaryota; Fungi; Glomeromycota; Glomeromycetes; Entrophosporales; Entrophosporaceae.